UAUCAAUGUGGCGUACUAUACCUCUGUUUCUACAUAAAUAUUCGUCUUUUACAGUGUAAUAUUGAUUAACAGUAAUUUGAUGAAAUUUUCAAAUAUUUAUAAGAACUUUAAAUAAAUAUAAAAAAUGCAGUGCAUAAAACAAUAUGUACGCUUUGUAUUAAGUAAACCAUUUAGUAUAAAUAACUUAAAUUGUUCAUCCAAUAUAUUGAAAUCAUCGUACGCUAUUCCAUCUUCUAAUAUACAUGGAUCUCCUAUAUUAGAUGGCAGAAAUUCUGACGAAGAACAGAGCAAAUUUCUUAAAUAUAAUGAAAUUAUUUUUCCUCCACAAAAAGAAGGUGAAGAAAAACGACCUGGUUAUGUAUGUCACAUGAAAAAGAACAUAAAGUACAGUCAACUAAAACUAUGGUAUAUUGCUUGCUUUGUGAGAGGUAUGUCUGUAGAUGAAGCUGUUAAACAAUUAAGUUUUAUGACCAAAAAAGGUGCAGCUAUCGUAAAAGAAAUUAUAUUAGAGGCACAACAGAUGGCUGUAGAUGAGCAUAAUAUUGAAUUUAAGAGUAACUUAUGGGUUGCUGAAUCUUUUGCAACAAAAAACAAGGUGAUAAAAGGAAUGCGUCGUCAUGCCAGAGGUCGUAUUGGAGAAAUACGUUACAAAUAUAGUAAUUAUUACGUACGUUUAGAAGAAGGAAAACCACCGAAACAUUAUUAUGCACCAGAACCUAAAGAUGGCGAAGAAUUACUACAAGAUUGGUUGGAUAAAAUGCGUCGUCGUAAAGUGCACAAUUCACUGUAAUCUAUAAUAUGUAUAAAAAUAAACCAAAAAACUCAAUCAACAUGCAACAUUUAUUCUAUUACUUUUGUUUUGUUUAAAAAAUAGGUUCAGCUAUAUUUAACUACACAUACUAAAUCGUAAUAGCAUACGCCACAAUUGG
Messenger RNA from Colletes gigas, 929 nucleotides. RefSeq names its product 39S ribosomal protein L22, mitochondrial (gene mRpL22). The transcript has 4 exons. NCBI's taxonomy places the organism in Eukaryota, Metazoa, Arthropoda, Insecta, Hymenoptera, Colletidae. The record is from RefSeq and is a predicted model, not a curated record. Gene Ontology annotation, cellular component: mitochondrial large ribosomal subunit; ribosome. The coding region runs from base 125 to 790 and encodes 221 amino acids. Gene Ontology annotation, molecular function: structural constituent of ribosome. Gene Ontology annotation, biological process: ribosome assembly; translation.